CGAUGUUUAAAUGUUGGAAUGGUGUCUUUGCACGACCUAAAGGGAGUGAUAGUCACUCUCAGUGACCGUGGCCACUUGCAGUGCUCCUAUCUGGGGACAGACCCCUCCCUGUUCCGGGCGCCGAAAGUUGAAUCCAGAGAACUGAACUACGAAGAACUUGAUGCAGAAUUGGAAGAACUUCAGAAAAUCAUCAGAGAUGUUAAAGCCCAAGCUGUGGUGAUUGCAGCCGGGGCCUCCUCCAUGCUAGGAAAGUGCUGUACCCUGAACUCCAUCACUAGCUCCUGCUGAUGGUGCUUUGAUUACCAUUAACUC
Fukomys damarensis (Damara mole-rat) is the source of this 312-nucleotide messenger RNA. RefSeq names its product protein PTHB1. The transcript has 3 exons. Lineage: Eukaryota; Metazoa; Chordata; Mammalia; Rodentia; Bathyergidae. Gene Ontology annotation, biological process: cilium assembly. The record is from RefSeq and is a predicted model, not a curated record. Bases 19 to 288 code for a protein of 89 amino acids. Gene Ontology annotation, cellular component: BBSome; membrane.